Astrephomene gubernaculifera is the source of this 1146-nucleotide messenger RNA. NCBI's taxonomy places the organism in Eukaryota, Viridiplantae, Chlorophyta, Chlorophyceae, Chlamydomonadales, Astrephomenaceae. The record is from the annotation of a GenBank genome assembly.
AAGAACACAUUCAGCAUGUACGGCUGGUGCUGGAGAUGCUGAAGCGCAUUAACGUGCGGCUGCACCCGGACAAGACCGUCUUCGCAGCGGAUUCGGUGGAGUUCCUUGGCCACAUGGCAGAGGAGGCGCGCCAAGGCCGCUGAGGCACUCCAGGGGCGCGUCUUGAGGAGGUCAGUCAAGGAUCCGAAGACGCUCUGCCUGAGGGAGGAGAUAGGCGUGAUCAACGGGGAGGAGGUCCAGGAGGACUACGCUGGAGUGAUGGUGGAGUACGGGGGAGGAGCUUUUGAGCGCAUGAACGUCAGCGUGGCGCAGCAGCUGCUUCUGGACGAGGAGUCAGCCUGGGGCGCAGCCCGCACCCUCCGUACUGUGGCAACUACCCGUGCUGCACGGCUCCCGGAUAGCUGGGACUUAACUUCGCGUGAGGGGCUGAGUGCGGCGAUGGGGGAGCUCAUGCCGGGGGCUUACAGUGAUCGCCACCUGGGCAGGUUGGUUAACCGUGUGCCAGGGGGCAAGCAGUUUCAGUAUGAGUGUGUACCCACGGGGAUUGAGGAGGUGAGGCCUUUGCUGGAGAGCAUUCGUUUUGAUGAGUGUGCGGGCAUCUUCGACCCGUGGUGUGGAACAGGUGGGGUCGCCAGGGCGUUUCGCGAGGCGGGACACUCGGUCUUUGGCAAUGACGCCAACCCUGCUUGCGUUGCUCACAUGCACCGUGACGCGUUGCAGCCUGGCACGUACCGUGAGGCUAUGAAGGUCUAUUCCUACGAGGCCAUUGUUGCGUCUCCUUGGUUUGCGGUGCUUGAUGUUGCACUGCCGUUGGCUACCCGUUUUGCACCUGUCGUUGCGUUUCACGUGCCGGGGCACUACGUGACGGAUGCUACGGCGGCUCGGACCAAGUACCUGGCGAAGCUGCAGGAGGAAGGACGGCUUGCGUUGUUGCUGGGACUGCCAAGAGGGCCGAUGGGGAGGCGGUGUGUGUGGGUUUGCGUGUUUGCCACUCGCGAGUGGCGGGAGAGGAUGUUGAAACCGGUUGUAGGACGAAAUGAGGUCUGGUUGCUGAAGUGAAGUAGGCGCGUGUUGAAGGGGAUGCAGAGGUUGCUGUGCUACUUUGCUGUCAGUUCUGGUGCGCUGUGUUUGUGUGUUGCUUGUGGC